UUUCCAUCGUACACCCACUGCUUGCAGCGUCUGAUGGCCCCGCGACAAGUCUUCCCGUACGAUGAGUGCGGAGUCCUCCGCACGCCGCGGCAGUUGCUGGCAGAGUCGCAGCAGCAGCAGCAGAAGGAGCUCGAGUCGCAGCAGCAGGAGCAGCAUCAUCAGAGAGAGCCAUGGCUCGACCUUGACAACCCAUCGCCCUUUACCCCGACGUUUGAUGAGUCAGGAAGCAGCGGAGGCGAGGCGGGCUGCGUGCAGCAACCGCACUCCAGCGACCUACGAGACGCGCUGAAGGAUGACGACGACGACGACGACGAGAGCUUGGACUUGGGGACGGCCUGGGCGAGCCGCGAGUUCGUGCCAAAGCCUGGGGUGGAGAUUUUUGUCGGAGGCCUGACCCGCAGCACGCGACGCGACAUGCUGCGGGAUUGGUUUCAGCAUGCCGGGGAAGUAACCGAAGUGCGCAUCGCGCGCGACAAGAGGCGCAGGAGGUGCCGCGGGUACGGCUACGUGCGCUUCGCCACGAGCGAGCAGGCAAACCUGGCCAUCGAAACCAUGCACCGCUUCGAGUUCAAGCACGGCAGGUUCCUCGGCGUCUUGCCCUCUGAUGAAAAUCGUACGCUGUUUGUGGGAGGGCUCCAGGAGGAGUGGAGCUGCGCCUACAUAUGCCAGCUUCUCAAGGAGAAAAUGCCUGGCUUGAGGAAAGUGGAGCCCAUUCCCGACCGGGAGGACAGGUUCAAGAUCCGCACCUUCUGCUUUCUGGAGUUCGCUUCCCACGCCGAGGCCGCCGUGAUUUUCAACCGGCACCAGACCAGCCCCCGGCUGCCGCAGCCGCCACCUCACCAACAGGCGGCGGCUGCGGCUUCUUCGACGUCGCAAGGCCCGACGACUGAGCUGUCGCUCCCGCUCCCGCCGCCUUUUGCUGCGUCGGCCGCCGGGGGGGGCGCGGGCUUGCGUUACGAGCGUGAUGCACGGAGGGAGAGCAGGAGCAGCACCACCUGCACCAGUGCCGGUGACAACGCCGCUGAUGGCGGCGGCGAAAAAGAUGGGACGGGAGCGGGGGUACCGCUGGUUGUCGGCGGUGCCACCCUGAAAGUCGAUUGGGCGGACCCCCUGCGGUACCACAUCCACCUGAACGGGGGCAUCAAGGGACCGUCGGCUCCUCCGGAGUCCGGCGUGCAGAACGGUCGUCCCGCCUCACGCGGCGCCGGCUGCAAGGGGGGUUCUGGGAACGGAGGAGGAGGGGCCUUUCGGGGCGCGGUAGGUAUCGGCGGCGGCGGCGGCGGCACUUUCCCGCCCUGGCAGCAGCAAGAACAGAUGAGGCGGUCGUCGCCAUUGAUCGACCCCAGGCGGCAGGGCGGGGACCACUCGCGCGCCGUGCACGCUCUGGAGCACCAGCAUCUUCUGCAGCAGCGGCACCAGCAGCAGCGGCGGCAACAACACCAGCAACCCUAUCAUCGCCAUCGCCCGUCAGAUUCCCAACAACGGAACGCGGCGGCACCGAGCAUUAUGGCCCUGGACGGGUCUUCAGAUCGCCUCACUCACCACCUGUCACUCAGCGGGUCCUCGCCCGCGGCGACGCGGGAGCGCGGCUACACCAUCGCGUCGGGGCUUACAUCCACCCGGAGGGCCUUCUGCGAUGACGUGAUUGGCGGCAGCAGCGGCGGCGGUGGCGCGGGUUCCCUGUCCCAGCAGCACCGGUUCGGCGGCGAAGGCGAAAGGCCGCGAUCGGUCUCGUCGAGCGGCGUGCCGCUCCCCCGCCACCACCGCGCGUCCCGCUACUCCCCGACCCACGCCGGCUUUCUCCGCGACGUGGCGACGGUGGAGGCGGCCGCCGAACAGCGGGACUACGGUGGCCGCCCAAGCGCGCCCGGGGGUCCCGUAGAGUUGCACGAUCAAUACCCGCACCGCAACUCUCGGCCGCAGCACCCUUCGGGCAUGGUCGGACGAAUGGGAGGCCAGGAGAGUUCCAUGAGGCAGCAGCUUCAGGACCACGACCAUCAUCACGGCAGCGGCAGCGGCAGCGGGCAUGUUCGGCCGUAUAGCGCCGGCGCCGUCGACCCUGGCACCGGCGGCGGCGGCGGUAACUACGGCAUCGUCCGCCGCGAUAUGCCGACGAGGAGUGCCUCUUGCCGCCCCUACAGCGAGCACCAGCACCCCGCAGCGGCAUUGCCGCCAUCGUCUCGGGAUUGCCUCGGGUCUUGGGAAGGGGUCGCCGCCGGCGCAGGCGAUGGCGAGGCCUACUUGGAUUGGUCUGGCUCCACGGUGCCCCCGCCUUCCGGCCGGAGAGAGCUUCGCAGGUGGUCCCUGCAACAGCAGCAGCAGCAGCAGCAGCAGCAAAGGCAGCAGCAAAGGCAGCAGCAGCGUUGGGAGCAACAAGACGCCCUUGACCGCGCGACCGGUGCUUUUGCGACAGCAGCCUGGCCAAAGGACGCGGCACGCCUUCUCGAGGAAGGUUGGGUCGAAGACAACGACAUUGGCACCAGAAACGACAAUAAUUCCGCCGCUGUGUUCUCCGGUUGGGAUUCGGGGUUCGGGGAGGAGCAGCGGGGGCGGCGGCGGCAGCAGUCGCCGCCGGCACGGUUCCGGAACGGCGUGGCGGCGGUUUCAGCCUCUACCGCGGCCCUUCACGCGCACCCUCGCCGCCACUCCGUUACGGAAGGGUUGGUCGGCGGCGGCGGGGUCGGCGGCGGCGGCGGGGUCGGCGGCGGCGGCCUGGCUCGAGCGGUGGUAGGAGGAGCGGUCCCCACCGACAAGGAUAACGGUGGCAGCUGUCCUCCCGGGUUCUCGGCCGGGUUGACCCGCGGCUACGGCAACGGUAGCAAUGAACGUCGCUGGAGUGAAACCGACAACUGCAUCUUGCAGCAGGCGCAGGGAGAAGAGAGAGGCGUGGAGGUCGACUUUGGAAGUCUCACCUUGUCCGACCACAGCGGUGGCCGCACUUGGGGCGGCGUGUCGUCGCUCAUGCCUGAAGGCGGCACCGCCCCCAAUGACGAUGAUAUCGUCGGAGGCCUCUGGGAGGGCAUCGGGGCGGGAGGACUCGACAGCCAGGAGCUGUCAUCAUCGUGGCCGAACUCGCUUCUUUCUCCCGGUUCGGGAGGUCGCAGCCCGUGGGGUACGUAAAACCACACGGAGCGAUGAGUUCGUUGGGAGGGG
This is a messenger RNA of Ectocarpus sp. CCAP 1310/34, 3153 nucleotides long. The record is from the annotation of a GenBank genome assembly. NCBI's taxonomy places the organism in Eukaryota, Phaeophyceae, Ectocarpales, Ectocarpaceae.